GAGAAAUUGCAGCAUUAAACUCUCCCCUUGGCAUGAGUAUACUCCGGCUUGCUUCAUUCGCUAACUCAGCUCACUCGUCGUUCUUUCUUUCAAAAUGAACCCUUCUUCGGCUCUUAUGCCAAAGGCUACGGCUAUUCCCGGGUGUAUACUGCGCACUUCACGACAAUGCUCAAAACAUAACCAGACAUCGGGAAUUCGAGCUUCGUCCUCAACACGCCAAUAUCAUGUUGCUGCCAUUGAAUCGCCUGCGAGGCGUCGGCGGGACAGCACCUUCAUGAAACGCUCAGACUUCAUCCAAGCUAGGAAUUUUCACGCUACGAAAGUACUUGCGGCAAUCCCUGACCCGUAUAAAGUCCUGGGGGUGGAUAAAGGAGCCUCCGCGGGCGACAUCAAAAAGGCUUAUUAUGGAAUGGCAAAGAAAUAUCAUCCCGAUACCAACAAGGAUCCCGGCGCCAAGGAGAAAUUCGCUGAGGCUCAGUCGGCUUAUGAACUUCUAUCGGACAAAAAGAAACGUGAGACCUACGAUCGAUUCGGCUCGGCUGCCUUUGAUCAGAAUGGCGGCUUUGACCCGAGCGCCGGCGCAGGAGGCAAUCCGUUCGCUGGCGGCGGAGGCUUCCACGGGUUUGGUGGAGGAUUUGGUGGAGGAUUCCCGGGCGGCUUUGCAGCAGAUAUCAACAUCGAAGAUCUUUUCGGCGCUUUCGCGGGUGGUGCUCGUCGUUCAGGUCGGGGUAGACGGGGUCCGUUCCAAGAGAUUCUAGUUGGCGAAGAUAUCGAAGUUCAAACCAAUAUCUCGUUCAUGGAAGCUGCCAAAGGUACUUCGCAAGACAUCGUUAUCACUCCAUUGAAGGAGUGCGGUACUUGCAAAGGUGACGGGUUGAAAGAGGGUGCAAAACGGACCCAAUGUCGUCAAUGCAAUGGUACUGGAACCCGAGUCCACUUGAUGCAGGGAGGCUUCCAGGUAGCUGCUACAUGUGAUGCUUGUGGAGGAGCUGGUCUUAUUGUUCCCCGGGGUUCGCACUGCGGCACCUGCAAGGGAGAUGGAGUGGUCCGCGAGCGGAAGACAGUUCGGGUUGAUAUUCCCGGUGGUGUAGAAGAUGGCAUGCGUCUGAGGAUAUCCGGUGAGGGUGAUGCUCCUCCUACGGGCACAGCAGCUGCACCUGGCACUCGGACGCAGCGUGGUGACCUCUAUGUGUCCAUUCGAGUGUCGCCUGACGAGCGGUUCAGUCGCUCCGGAUCCGACAUCCUCUAUACGGCAUCAAUUCCACUCACUACAGCGCUUCUUGGUGGUGAAGUUCUGGUUCCUACAUUGGAUGGCCAGGUCAAGGUCAAGGUUGCGACCGGAACUGGAACCGGUGACAGGAUCACACUUUCGGGAAUGGGCAUGAAGAAAUUAGGCGGCCGAUCCCGCGGCUUCAGUCCCAAUGGCGACCUGAAGGUCGAGUUCAAGGUUGCGAUGCCCAAGUAUCUGACGAGUAACCAGCGUACUAUUCUUGAGGUCCUCGCCGAUGAAAUGGGGGACAAGACUGCCAGACGAAUCAUGGACAUUCCAAGGGACGGCCUCAGUACGGCCCCGGCAGCUGAUGCGUCGUCCGGAAAUGAAUCCAAGAGCGAAGGAUUCCUCAAAUCCGCAUGGCACAAGCUUAUGAACCACAAGAAACCUGCCGGCUCGGAGAAUUCAAGUGAUAGUUCCAGCAAUAAGGAUUCCAAUUCCUCCGGCGACAGUAAGAAGAGCGAAUAA
This is a messenger RNA of Aspergillus nidulans FGSC A4, 1738 nucleotides long. RefSeq names its product putative mitochondrial DnaJ chaperone (Mdj1). Gene Ontology annotation, biological process: protein refolding; protein folding; 'de novo' protein folding. Bases 95 to 1738 code for a protein of 547 amino acids. The record is from RefSeq and is a predicted model, not a curated record. NCBI's taxonomy places the organism in Eukaryota, Fungi, Ascomycota, Eurotiomycetes, Eurotiales, Aspergillaceae. Gene Ontology annotation, molecular function: ATPase activator activity; ATP binding; heat shock protein binding. Gene Ontology annotation, cellular component: mitochondrion; protein folding chaperone complex; mitochondrial matrix. The transcript is spliced from 3 exons.